AUGCACGCCCAACGAAUCUAUCUGGCCCUCGCCUCGCUGUCCGCUCUAGUGGCUGCUUCGCCCAUCGCGAACAACAAGGUCGAGUCGUCUAUUGUGGACAACAAUUGGAAGACUUAUAUCAACGACAAGGUCGAAUCGUCCAUCGUGGACAACAAUUGGAAGACUUACGUCGACAAGCGGGACAAGGUAGAGUCGUCAAUUGUGGAUAACAAUUGGAAGACCUAUGUCGACGACAAGCUUGAGUCUUCCAUCGUGGACAACAACUGGAAGACUUACACUGAGUAG
Molecule: messenger RNA, 285 nt
Organism: Hirsutella rhossiliensis
Lineage: Eukaryota; Fungi; Ascomycota; Sordariomycetes; Hypocreales; Ophiocordycipitaceae
Exons: 2
Coding region: 1-285 (94 amino acids)
Source: RefSeq, a predicted model, not a curated record